Messenger RNA from Cherax quadricarinatus, 1719 nucleotides. RefSeq names its product arrestin homolog. Gene Ontology annotation, cellular component: cytoplasm. The record is from RefSeq and is a predicted model, not a curated record. Gene Ontology annotation, molecular function: G protein-coupled receptor binding. Gene Ontology annotation, biological process: signal transduction; G protein-coupled receptor internalization. NCBI's taxonomy places the organism in Eukaryota, Metazoa, Arthropoda, Malacostraca, Decapoda, Parastacidae.
CCCUCGGCCGAAUUUUCCGUCAAACCCGACUCCAUUUCUAGCAGCAAGAGCUACUGCUUGUGUGGUACUUACGCUUCUAAUCCAGAGUUAUCUACAGCUACAUCAACUUUUCGAUGGUGAACGCCGUGAAAGUCUUCAAGAAAACCGCCCCUAAUGGUAAAAUCACUGUGUACUUAGGUCGUCGUGACUUCGUGGAUAAUACCAGCUCCACUGAACCUGUGGAUGGUGUAGUAGUGGUCGACAAUGACUACCUCCAUGGCCGCAAGGUCUUCGCUACCGUUGCGGUCACGUACCGUUUCGGUCGCGAGGAGGACGAGGUUAUGGGGCUGCACUUCAGCAAGGAGCUGCAGUUGACCUGCCAAGAGAUCUUCCCUAACACCAAGAAGCUGAACCCCACCGAAGUACAGGAUAGGCUCCUCAAGAAACUGGGGGGCAAUGCCUACCCCUUCGCCGUUUCCCUCCCUGACAACGCUCCUUGUUCAGUCCAACUCCACCCCGGUUCCGAAGAAACGGCCAAACCCCUGGGAGUGAUCUACGAACUGAAGGUAUAUGUCGCGGAGUCUGAAGAAGAAAAGCCUCACAGGAGGAACUCCGUCACUUUGGCCGUGAGGAAGGUGCAGUACUCGCCCCUUGAGAUCAGCAAGAGGCAGCCUAGCACCCUCGUCAGCAAGAACUUCACCUUCUCCUCUGGUACCCUCACCAUGGAAGUGACACUUGACAAAGAAGUGUAUUACCAUGGGGAGCAGAUCACACCCAGUGUGGUCAUCACCAACAGCAGCAAGAAGACGGUCAAGGGCAUGAAGUGUUCCAUCGUGCAGCACGUUGAGGUCACCAUGACCAACAGUCAGUUCACCCGUGAGGUGGCCUCACUGCAGACCAACGAGGGCUGUCCCAUCCAGCCAGGUGGUCGCUUCCAGAAGACCUUCCACAUCACACCACUGGCUUCCAACAAGAGCAGGUUCGGCAUCGCCCUAGAUGGCAAGGUUAAGGACACUGACGCUAACCUGGCUUCAUCUACGGUGUUGCGGGAGGGCAAGGGUCCCAACGACGCUCUGGGUAUUGUGGUGUCUUACAGCGCCCGUGUGCGUCUUAAUUGCGGUGCCCUGGGCGGCGAGCUGGUGGCUGACCUCCCACUGAAGCUCAUGCACCCAGGCCCUGGCUCUGGCAAGAACGAGCAUGGGGACAUAGUCUUCGAGGACUUUGCCCGUCUGCGCCGUGGCGUAAGUGUUGACAACCAACUGUAAAUCUUGCCUCAUGUUCCGAUUGUCCACCUCGCCUCUAUUACUCCAUCAAUUGAUCUUCAGGCAACUCCACCAGACCUAAAACAACGCAGCUCUUCAACGGAUAUCGUUUACUAUCACAGAUAGCUCUACCGAACGAACGAAGAUAGCGGCUAUAUCUAUUUCCUUUGCAGAAAUUUAUCAGCGAAGUUUCCUCCUACAUUGCCUUUUUCUGAGCUUAACUCCCCUACUCGUCAAUAAUAAUAAAAAUUGUUGCUCCACUAUUAACAUCAAGAGUGAACAUCCCUUCGACUGGCCGUAUCUGAAACUCAAAUAGCAGCAUAAGAAAACAAAGUAGGUUUAUCUACCUCAAAAUUAAUACUUCAUUCGAACAAUAAACCCUCAAUAACUAUUCCCAAGAAUUUCACGAACAAAUCAGUGUUUCUUAUCAGGAAUUAUUGGCUGUAAUUUGUGUGCUUUAAUAAAUUUUAGACAUCAA